This is a messenger RNA of Ananas comosus (pineapple), 354 nucleotides long. Its product is annotated as non-specific lipid-transfer protein A-like. Gene Ontology annotation, biological process: lipid transport. Gene Ontology annotation, cellular component: membrane. Gene Ontology annotation, molecular function: lipid binding. The record is from RefSeq and is a predicted model, not a curated record. The transcript is spliced from 2 exons. Lineage: Eukaryota; Viridiplantae; Streptophyta; Magnoliopsida; Poales; Bromeliaceae. Bases 1 to 354 code for a protein of 117 amino acids.
AUGGCCCACAUAAUCCUCGGCUUCAUAUUGGUUUCCGCGGCCGCGUCCCGGGCCAUCGCGGCGCCGCCACCGUGCAGCGAGGUGGCGCAGAUGGUCAGCCCAUGCGUGCCGUACUUGGCUGGCCGGGUGUGGGCGCCGUUCGGGCCAUGCUGUGGCGGAGUCGCGGCGCUGAACCAGACGGUGGCGACCGACGGCGACCGCGAGAUCGUCUGCAACUGCCUCAGGAGCGUCGCGCCUCGCUUCCCGAUGAUCGACGUCCGUCGCGCCGCGGUCCUCCCACGCCUCUGCGGGGUCGCCGUCAACGUCACCAUUGCUCCGGGCGUCGACUGCAGCAGGAUUAUAACACCACCUUGA